AUGAAUUUCAUUUUAUCGGAAAUGACCUUCGGAAUAUUGCUCUCCCUCAAUUCUAUUGUAAGCUUGACCUUAAACUGUUUUUUGGUCCUUUUCAUAUGUGUCAUCGAUAAGAGAAUGUUAAGGAAACCGAUAAACAUCUAUAUACUUUCCAUAUCAAUAUCCGAUCUGCUUCUAUCCGGAGUAGUUACUCCCUUGUUCGCCUUAACUUCUUUGUUAAGACCCACGCCAUUCCCAUCAUCAGUUAAUUUGUUCAUUGGGAACUUAAAAUCAUGUAGAAUCGUCAUUCUCAACUUUGUUCUCGCGGAAAUAGCGUGCAUCAAUAGCAUAUAUACUAUGGUCGCCCUAGCAGCUGAAAGGCACAGAGCACUCGUAAAUCCUUUUAAAAGGGCCCCAUUUUCCAUAAGGCAUUCCAUUUUGACAGUGUUCACUAUAUGGUCAACUUCUAUCAUAUACGGAAUUUCAAUAACCACGUUUUUAUUUCAACGGUUUUAUCAACCUUCGGUCUCACAGUAUCUUGAUAAAACAGUGGUGCCCUAUCAUUACAACAGUUCAUUCAUAUCUUUCGAGGAUGCCUUUAUAAUCCCUCACAAAAUUACAAGUUACAAUCAAUUUCCGCAAUCUUACCAUGAAAAUAUUUCUAAGAAUCGAUUGAAUUAUUAUAUUAAUAAUAAUAACAAAAAAUUCGUAAUAUAUAAAAGACAUGCAUGGAUUAAAGAUAUAUUUAAGGAUAAUUUUUUAGGUGAUAAUAUACAAAACAUUAGUUUGGAAAAAGAUACUUUGAUGCAAAACAUAAGCAAAGAUAUAACUACGAUCAUUUCAAGAUUGGCCAAAAGAUUAAGUUCAAAAUUAGUUUCCUCCAGUUCCACAAGCAACUUUAUAUUACCAACCCGUAAGAAAGUUAUUCCUAAAAAUUGUCAAUUUCGUAUAACUGAAUUGAGGCCGAUAUAUUUGAUAGACGUCAUAGUGGGUUAUUUAGUGCCUUUGAUAGUGGUCGGAAUUUUGUAUGGCAAAAUAAUGGCCGCCCUUACAGAUGAUUCCACCCAUCGUAGAGAGGGAAGUUGCAAUGAAAAUAAUAUAAACCCAAAAGAACCUAUCAAAAUACGUAUCAGUGGAGGCCAGGGUUGUGGAACGCCUAAGAAAAAAUGUGCAAACAAUUUAAACGAAAAUGAUAACACCCCCCCUGAUAAAAACCACAAAAUUAGUUUGCCUUUACAUUACAUGCAGCAGAAUUCUACCUCCGUACCUAAUUCCGGUUAUUCUGUUUAUAAUCAACUUAGAUACCUCCCUCAUCUUAAUCCCGCCUUUAAACCAGUAGUGGCAAAUUCAAACACUCCCAAGAUGAUAAAAGUGGACUACGAGAAAGCCAAAUACAAAAUUCAUUCCAUCCACGAUAAACGCUUGCAAAGAACAUACCCCAAUUGUCAUUCUAAUAUCUAUAAAAUUCUAAGUAAACGAGCGAACACUAUAUCCCUGUUCCGACAAGGUACUAGUAUCCAGAAACGUCGGGCUGUACUUAUGAUUUUAGGUAUAAUAAUUCUUUUUGCCACAUCCUGGCUGCCAUUGCACAUAAUCAAACUUAUGGAGGAGUUCACUCCCUUAACCCAUUUUAUUCACUCCCGCAAAUUUAGAUGGUUAAGAAAAUUAUGUAUCCUAUUUGCUAUGAUAUCUACCUGGGCCAACGUUUUGGUUUACUUCUACUUCAACGAGCAUUACAAACAAAAUUUCAUCACUUUUAUGCGCAAAAUAUGUUGCUUUCGAAGUAGGUUCAGGAAUAGAUUUAACAAUUUUAAUGAAGAUUAUUUUAAGCAACUCGAUAAAAACAAUAAAAAAAGGUCCACUUUGCCUAUAAUCAAUUAUAGAAACAUUUAUCGCCCUAGGGGAAUUAUACCCUGUUUAUCAAAUUUAACAAAGAAAAGGAAAUCAAUUAUAGGGUUUCGUCAAAGUUUAUAA
Messenger RNA from Gordionus sp. m RMFG-2023, 1950 nucleotides. RefSeq lists its product as uncharacterized. Gene Ontology annotation, cellular component: plasma membrane. The record is from RefSeq and is a predicted model, not a curated record. Gene Ontology annotation, biological process: G protein-coupled receptor signaling pathway. Gene Ontology annotation, molecular function: G protein-coupled receptor activity. The transcript has a single exon. NCBI's taxonomy places the organism in Eukaryota, Metazoa, Nematomorpha, Gordioida, Chordodea, Parachordodidae. The coding region runs from base 1 to 1950 and encodes 649 amino acids.